Messenger RNA from Dothidotthia symphoricarpi CBS 119687, 156 nucleotides. RefSeq lists its product as uncharacterized. The annotation marks the transcript as partial. Gene Ontology annotation, biological process: positive regulation of transcription by RNA polymerase II. The transcript has a single exon. Gene Ontology annotation, molecular function: DNA-binding transcription factor activity, RNA polymerase II-specific; zinc ion binding. The record is from RefSeq and is a predicted model, not a curated record. Lineage: Eukaryota; Fungi; Ascomycota; Dothideomycetes; Pleosporales; Dothidotthiaceae.
CGCGUUUCCAGGGCAUGCGAUCAGUGCCGUACUGCACGCGAGAAGUGCGAUGGAAACCAGCCGACAUGUUCGCCUUGUUUCGACUUGAAACGAGGGUGUACGUACACCUCAAACCCCAGAAAAAGAGGCUUGCAACCUGGCUACAUACGAAGUCUU